AUGAGCCUCCUGCCCGGUGUCCGGGGGUUGACGUCUUCCAGUCAGAGACCUCGAGAAGACAGCUGGUUAAAAUCCUUAUUUGUCCGGAAAGUUGAUCCAAGAAAAGAUGCUCACUCUAAUCUCCUAGCCAAAAGGGAAACAAGCAGUCUAUACAAAAUACAGUUUCACAAUGUUAAACCGGAAUGCCUAGAAGCAUACAACAAAAUUUGUCAAGAGGUGUUGCCAAAGAUUCAUGAAGAUAAACAUUACCCUUGUACUUUGGUGGGGACUUGGAACACGUGGUAUGGCGAGCAGGAUCAAGCUGUCCACCUCUGGAGGUAUGAAGGAGGCUAUCCCGCCCUCACGGAGGUCAUGAAUAAACUCAGAGAAAAUCAGGAAUUUUUGCAUUUCCGGAAGGCAAGAAGCAACAUGCUUCUUUCCAGGAAGAAUCAGCUGCUAUUAGAAUUCAGUUUCUGGAAUGAGCCUGUUCCACGGCCAGGACCUAAUAUAUAUGAACUCAGAUCUUACCAACUUCGACCAGGAACUAUGAUUGAAUGGGGCAAUUACUGGGCUCGUGCAAUUCGCUUCAGACAGGAUGGUGAUGAAGCUGUUGGAGGAUUCUUCUCUCAGAUUGGGCAGUUAUACAUGGUGCAUCAUCUUUGGGCUUACAAGGACCUUCAGACAAGGGAAGAUAUACGGAACGCAGCAUGGCAUAAACAUGGCUGGGAAGAAUUGGUGUAUUAUACAGUUCCACUUAUUCAGGAAAUGGAAUCCAGAAUCAUGAUCCCACAGAAGACCUCUCCCCUCCAGUAGAGCUGCAGAGUUUAGAUGUGCCUACAUAAAUUCAUGUGACAAGUAUUUGUCAUAAAUUAAUUUUAACUGUAUAUCAAGUGAAAAACACUGAAGUGUAAACUGCUGUAUAUAGCUUAUGAGAGAUCCCUUUUCUUUAAAAAUUACCUAAGUCUAAGAAAAGGAAACUUACAGUUUGAUUGUAACAGUGCUCUGUAGUCCUCUUUGAAACACCCCUGUGUUUGUUGAAUAAACCUGGUAAUACUGAACCAUCCUUCCCACCCUCCAGGAAAAGAGGGCCCAAAUUAAAAAUUUGAAUCCUCUCUAAAUAAGAAUCUAACCAUGAAAAAAAUAUUAAUCAUUUCUUUUAAAAAGCAAAUCUGUCUUAUAGUUACAGAUUUUUAGACAAAUUUCUUGUAUCAGGAAGAAAUACAAAUUUUGUCAUGUUUCUCUGGCAGUUUUUUUGAGUCUCAGACUAAGAACAAAUUAUGAGUAAACCCAAUCUGACUGUUUUCAUUCACUCCCAUUUUCAAUCAGUCGGCAUAGUGAAUGUCAUUACUAAGCUGGUCACGCUGCCAGGGUACAUUGAGGCUGAUUCCGUCCUUUCGCAGCGUGAGGUGAUGUCUCUAUAUGAGAGGGGAAAUGGCUUGAACCUGUAUAUCAUGUGAUUUUGAAAUGGACACCUUGAAUAGUACUAAUUUUUAUUUGUAAUAUUUUUCUAUAACAAAAUGAGAAGCACUUGAGAAAGGUUUUAUUUUAUAAACAAUCAUUCAUGACCUCAGAUAUUGUCCAUUCAUAUUCUAGUAAGGUCACAGCAGAUACUUCCACAAUCAUGCAUGAGGAGUGGUGUGUGCUGAGAUUUCAAUUGGCAUAAAGCUGCAUACUUGUCUAGCUCUGUUUGAUUUCGUUUUUUAAUAUAGUGUGCCAGUUUUGUGAAUGUAAUCAUGUAAAAGUCCUCUUGAAAUGAGAAAUUGUCUGAUCCCCAAAUUAAGUAAUUUAUGUGUAAAAUAAAGUGUGACUAAAUCUCAUAUCAAAUUUCAAACUUUUACAUGUGAAUGAUUUUCUCCAAGAACAUAUAAAAGUCAAUAAAAUUCUCUGACUUUUCACAUAUGA
Myotis brandtii (Brandt's bat) is the source of this 1881-nucleotide messenger RNA. RefSeq names its product glioblastoma amplified sequence (gene NIPSNAP2). The transcript has 11 exons. The record is from RefSeq and is a predicted model, not a curated record. Lineage: Eukaryota; Metazoa; Chordata; Mammalia; Chiroptera; Vespertilionidae. Gene Ontology annotation, cellular component: mitochondrion. Bases 1 to 792 code for a protein of 263 amino acids.